GGCCGCUGCGGCGCGCAGCAGUGCGCUAGGCUGCGGGCCCCGGCCGCCGAGGGCAGCAUGGCCGGGCCGGUGCAACUGACGCCGGGUUCGCUGGCCCUGGUGCUUUGCAGGCUGGAGGCGCAAGAGACUGCGGGGGGCGCGGAGGAGCCGGGCGGGCGCUCGGUAUUCCGCGCCUGGCGAGCCAACGCGCGCUGCUUCUGGAACUUGCGGCUGGCGCGCGCCGCCUCGCGGCUGGCCUUCCAGGGCUGGCUGAGGCGCGGGGUGCUGCUGGUGCACGCGCCUCCCGCCAGCCUGCAGGUGCUUCGCGAAGCCUGGUGCCGCCGGGCGCUGCGCCCGCCACGCGGCUUCCGCAUCCGGGCGGUGGGUGAUGUCUUUCCAGUGCAGAUGAAUCCAAUAGCUCAAUCUCAGUUUAUACCUUUGGCUGAAGUUCUUUGCUGUGCUGUAUCUGAUAUGAAUGCUGCUCAGAUUGUAGCAACACAGGGAUCACUAUUGGAAUAUCUGAUGAAACAUUACCCAGGCAUUGCAAUUCCAUCUCAAGACACUCUUUAUACCACUCUGGGAACUCUCAUUAAAGAAAGGAAGAUUUAUCACACUGGAGAAGGAUACUUCAUAGUCACUCCUCAGACUUACUUCAUCACAAACACACCCGCUCGAGAAAAUAAGAGAAUCAUGUCAGAUGAAAGUCCCCAGAUGCCAACUUCUGUUACAUAUCUAGUGAAUGUGAAGAGCUGUGCAGAGUUCAUGAAAGAAAGUGCAACCCCCAUUUCCCACUGUCAUUCCUGCCGGUGUUUCCCUGAUGUGUGCACUCAGGAUGUACAGGAACCACCAGCUGCUGCAGAAGUGACUAGAAAAUGCCAGAAAGGUCUUGGGGAAUCCAGAUCUUUGGUACCGAAUCAAGCCGUUUCAGUGUCUGAGGAUAAUCACAUCUGUGAGAGCACCAAACCUUUACCAUACACAAAAGACAGAGAAAAGGCCAAGAAGUUUGGCUUUAGCCUCUUCUGGCGCAGUAUAUCCAGAAAGGAGAAAUCCAGAACAGAGCACAGCAGUUUCUCGGCCCAGUUCCCACCGGAAGAAUGGCCUGUUCGAGAUGAAGAUAACUUGGACAAUAUCCCUCGAGACAUUGAACAUGAGAUAAUCAAACGAAUUAAUCCCAUUCUGACUGUUGACAACUUAAUCAAACAUACCGUCCUAAUGCAAAAAUAUGAAGAACAGAAAAAAUAUAAUAGCCAGGGUACUUCCACUGAUGUGCUGACACUCAGGCAUAAAUAUCCUUCAAAAGUGGGAGUUAAGAAAAGACAAGGCCUGUCUGUGAAACCUCAGAGGCGGGGCCAUUCACAUAGGGGUAGACACAAAGCCAGGAGUCAGAGAAGUGGGCCUCAGCCAGGAAGCAUUAGACUGGAGAAACACCCCAAGCUCCCUGCUACACAGCCCACCCCCAGAAUUAAAAGCCCCAAUGAAGCAGUACUUCAGAAACCACUUGCUGGGAAUCCAUCAGUGCUAGAUUCCCAUUUGAUCUACAAAAAGCGAAUCAGUAAUCCUUUCCAGGGCUUGUCUCACCGAGGGAGCCCAAUAACCAAAGUAUACAACAUCCGGAAGACCAGUGAUCUGGGACCCGGUCAGACUGGACCAGAGGGAAAGCCUUUCCAAAGGUCCAGGUCUGUGGAUUCCUCAAGAAUCUUUUCAGCUGAAACCAAACAGCCAUAUGGGGAACAAUGUCAUGAUCAACUGAGAGCAGAAUCCAUUUAUGUGAAUCACUCCACUGUCAAACCUACCAGUGAUGACUUUAGAGAUCACUCCUUCAAUUACUCUCAAUGUAGUAUUUUGCAGAAUGAUAGUAAACGCUGUUCCCUCAGAGAAAGCAUGUUGAGGUACGAUGUGUAUGGGGGAGAAAAUGAAGCAACGCCUGAAGUCUUGAGGGAAAGUUAUUCUCACUUUGCCACAUUCGAAGAGACAACAGAAACACAGCAUGUCCUGCCAUCCCGAGGUUCCCCUUCUUUAGACCAAGCAUCCCCUGCUUGUAGAGUAGUUGAUGAAACAAUGCACCAGUUCCAAAAUCUUGGUCUUUUGGAUUACCCUGUUGGUGCAAACCAUUUGAAACAACCUAAGAGACAAGACAGAGACUCAGAGGACACUCUCCUGAGAAAGGCAUUGGUCCAGGAAGCAGAGACCAUGAAUUUAGAAAAUGAAGGGCUUUCUGACAACGAUGAGGCUUUGGAUCCUAAUGAAGCAGAUGAUGAUGGUGCCUGCAGUUCAUUGUAUCUAGAUGAGGAUGACUUUUCUGAGAAUGAUGACUUAAUUCAAAUACUGCCUGGCCACGUUCAGUUUUCCUUUGCAGGGGGAAGCAAGUGGAAUCAUUUAGGCAAAGAAAAGGUGACUGAAAGGUCUCUGACUGAGUACAGUAGCAACACACAUAGAUUUGAGCCUCAGGGGCUUAAAGGAAAUGAACAUUACACGCCCACUGGGUUGCUCACUAGCCCCAGUGAAAGCCAAAAACCUAAUCUCUCUGCUGAAAGCUGUGUCCUCAAUUCAGGGACCCAGUCUGGUUUUAACUAUGAAGAGGAACCCAGCAUAGGUAAAUGUGUGCAGGCCUCAGCUCCUGCUGAUGGGAGUAUAUUUGAUUACUAUAGCACAAGAAAAGCUGCUUCUGAGACUGAAAUCCCACAAGACUCUCUUGGUGACCCAGGAAAGAAUCCAGCUAGCUGGUAUCACAGUGCUCAGAAUCAGGAAAUGAGGAAACAGUUCACACAAAAGUUAGAACUCUUCACCACUUCACAGACGCCAUUGCUGGCUCCAGGUCUUCAGCACAGUCACUUGGAAGGAACAGAAAAUCAGAGCAUGGCAGGAGACAGUGGAAUAGAUUCUCCACGGACACAGAGUCUGGCAUCGAAUAAUUCAAUCAUUUUGGAUGGACUUAAAAGAAGACAAAAUUUCCUGCAGAAUUUUGAAGGCACAAAGAGCAAUCAAACACUCACAUCCAAUUCCUUACUACAACUAACUCCAGUCAUAAAUGUUUAAUUUUUAUUUUACUUCUGGAAACUUUUUGUAAAAAUGUACAGCAUUAAUAUAGAAUGUCUUCAUCAGUUGAGUUUAUAAGAAUUCUCUAAAGCCAAGCACAUAUGUUAUUAAUCUCAUUAUAUAUUUUGUUGUAGUUUCUGGCUUUUUUCCUUUUUUGACAUUGGCUUUUUUAAAGCUUAUUUUACUUUAAGUUUAUUAGGAAUAUAUAGAUUGUUUGCAAUUUAAACAUGGAAUCAUUGGUCUUCUUCCAAUUAAGUAUAAUUAACUUAAAUCAUCAGAUAGACAUUCAUUAGUUUCUCAAAUACAUAGAUGCUAAUUUACUACCCAGUAAUGAAUUUCCAUACCCACAUCAAUACUGAAUUCUUAUGUUAAGUGGCUCUCACCUGAUUUCAACACAAAACCCCAGCAAAUAAUGUUUUUGGGUUGCAUAGGUCAUUUGCAACUAAUGUCUUUUAUCAUUAAAAUAAUUUAUAUAGAUGGGUACUUUGCAACAAGAAUUCCUUUCAUCCAAUCAUUGCUGCCAAAGAUAUUCUCUGUGACCAGCUUGAACAUGAACAAAUGGCUCCACAUUGUGAUUGACCGACAGUGUCCACAAUACCCAUGGCAACAGGCGUAUGGCUUGACUCUUUGGGUCCUCCCCAUGUUUGAGGCUGUCUCUGUAAAAUGACUUUGAGAAGUCAGGAUGUUCUCACAUGGUGGAGAUAAAGGGAAACAGAUGGUGGCAAAAAGGCUUGUGAGUGAAAGGGAGGUUCUGAAUUACAGAUUUAGAGAAGAGAUGGAAGAUGGCUGAUAGACAAUCCAUCUGCAUUUGAUCUGUUCCUUCUGUUCAUGAUAAGACCUACAUACUCUUGCCAGAAUUUUUUCUGGCAGGCCUUUUCAGACCAAGUAGUGGAAUGGUCAGUUCUCUUGGGUUUGGGGAACAUGGAGCAGUCAAAACUAGUUUCAGCAUGUUGGGUAGAUGCUAAUGCUAACUUAUAGUUGAGGGGAUGUUUCUUUUAAGAGAUUUCUAAGGAUCGUCAGAGCCUUAGAUCUCAAGGAUGACUAAAUAGAGUGCUUCUUUCUAGCUGUCACCAUCGUGAUAACAGUGAGGCAUAGGUUGCAGCUGUGACUUGGAUUCUAUCCUUGGCCUGGGAACCUCCAUAUGCCACAGGUGUGGCCAUAAAAAUAAAAAACAAACAAACAAACAAACAAAACUGCAGAAGAGAGAAGACCAGAUAUGCCACUCUGUUUCAUAGUAUUUGGAUCACUCACUCCUGACUGUUGGUUUUCAGGGGCCUUGACCAACGUACUGUGGCACUCCAAGAUUAGCUGUGGCCACAAGGAUAUGCAAAACCCUGAGCAAAGUACCCAGAAGGGUAAUCUGGAUAGAAAAGCCAUGUGAGGGAGGCACUGGUUUAAGGGGUGUUAUAGCUUGAAGUCAGCAUCAGUGAAUGGAAGUUAGGAGAAAGAUUUCAGCUCAGUAUGAAGAACCUCCCAUUAGACAAACUCUCUGAAGAUGACAUAGGCAGUUUUGUAAAGUAAUGAACUUCCCCUCAUUUAGGACAUUCAAGCAGAAGCUUGAUGAUCCCUUGACGGGUAUGUUGCAGAGGUAUUUCCACAACUAGAUAGUGAAAGAUUCAUUGAAGAUCCUCUGAAAUACUGAGCUCACACAGAUUCCUGGGUGUUGCUUCCAGUUCUCCAUUUCUGUACCUAUCCCUGCCAAUCCUUGGAAAAAGGAGUACCAACAGCUCUGUCUUGAUCUUGGACCUGGACAAGUUUCUUAAUACAGUGAGGAACCUAGAGUCUUUUAUGGCUGGCUCUAGCCACACCUAGGGACCAAUGAAAUCCAUCUAAUUUUGCCACUGGAUGCAUUAUGAAGCCUAUUAUGAAAUCGAUAAACUUGCCUUCUACAAAAUACAAAAUAUGACCACAGAUAUUAAAGAUGAAUAUACAUGUUCUUAAA
This is a messenger RNA of Phacochoerus africanus (Common warthog), 4957 nucleotides long. It is a transcript of the gene STOX1, whose product is annotated as storkhead box 1. Gene Ontology annotation, molecular function: RNA polymerase II transcription regulatory region sequence-specific DNA binding; DNA-binding transcription activator activity, RNA polymerase II-specific. Gene Ontology annotation, biological process: positive regulation of transcription by RNA polymerase II. NCBI's taxonomy places the organism in Eukaryota, Metazoa, Chordata, Mammalia, Artiodactyla, Suidae. Gene Ontology annotation, cellular component: cytoplasm; nucleus. The record is from RefSeq and is a predicted model, not a curated record.